CCCGGUAUACUAGGAAUCGAUAUUACAUAACUAAACAAGUUAUUUUAUUUCCUGAAUAUUUUACGCGUGUCGUCGAUUUUUUUUAUUAUUCAGUUAACGUCACCGCAAGUCUAAAAUUAUCAUUAAUACAAAAAAUUUAAUUGAGUUUGCGUCGGAACGCGCCGCUUCUAUUUUUAUUCGGCUACAACUCCAAAGUUUAGUAUGAGAAAAAAAAUAAAAAACAACGGUGACGUUUAAAAAACAAUUAUAAUCAUCUAGACUAUCAUUAAUAUAUUCGAUUACUUCCUAGCACUACAAGUGACAUCAAUUACAUUUUGUUGUAAAGUAGAUAAUUAAUUUGUAUUAUUGGGCAGUCACAGUUGCCAUUGUCAUGUAACUGGGGACGGGUGGUCAAGUGGAUUUUAGUUAAUAGUGUUUUAUUUUUAUUCGUCAACUUCCAUGUUAUCUUGGAAAAACUUUAUGAAUGUUGUGUUCAGAUUGUUGGGUAUUUAUAGUACGGCAAUAAGCAUUGAAAGUGCGACAAUGGGUGAUCGGGUAGAACCACAAGCUCCAGGGCCUGAUUUAGUUGGUGUUAAUGUCGAAAGACCCCCAUUAGUGCAUCAACACUCAACAAUAUGGAAUAGGAGACAGAACGCAGUCAGUGUUCGACACGCCUACAAACACUACGGCUCCAAAAAGAAACCAAAUAAUGUACUUAGUGACUUGAACAUGACCGUUGGCAAGGGAACUAUAUAUGGUUUAUUAGGAGCAUCAGGUUGUGGUAAAACGACGCUUCUUUCCUGUAUUGUCGGAAGGAGACGAUUGAAUACUGGGGAAAUUUGGGUUUUGGGAGGAAAACCAGGUACAAGAGGUUCGGGUGUACCUGGUAAACGAGUCGGAUACAUGCCUCAAGAAAUCGCGCUCUACGGAGAAUUCACGAUCAAAGAAACUAUGAUGUAUUUCGGAUGGAUCUUCGGUAUGGAAUCCAAGGAAAUUUAUGAAAGACUGCAGUUUCUACUUAACUUUUUGGAUUUACCUAGUCAAAAUCGGAUGGUUAAAAAUCUUAGUGGUGGUCAACAACGAAGAGUAUCAUUCGCAGUAGCUUUAAUGCACGAUCCUGAACUUUUAAUCCUUGACGAACCAACGGUAGGUGUGGAUCCUUUGCUUAGACAAAGUAUAUGGAAUCACCUUGUACAUAUUACGAAAGAUGGUAAUAAAACUGUUAUAAUUACUACACAUUAUAUAGAAGAGGCCCGACAAGCACAUACGAUUGGCCUAAUGAGAAGCGGUCGACUUUUGGCAGAAGAAUCUCCGCAAGUUUUAUUAACUAUGUAUCAAUGUACUUCAUUAGAAGAUGUAUUUUUGAAAUUGUCCAGAAAACAAGUUCAAGUAGGAGCAACUGAUAACGAAGAACAGAAUAUGGCGAAUAACAUUAGUUUGGCUACAUUAAAUUGGUCGAAAAAAGAAGCCAUAUCAGUGACGGAAGAAAGCGGUGUAGUAGGAUUGAACUUCCAUCAAAGUAAAGAAGUUUUAGUUACCGACUCGAACGGGCACGUAGAUGGAGCGAGAACUCCCUCUGCAACUCAAGGUAUUAAAGAAGCGUGCGACGAUUGUGGAAAUUGUUCCGAAUUUACGACAACCGGAAAAAUUCGAGCUCUCCUUCAGAAAAACUUUUUAAGAAUGUGGAGGAACGUAGGGGUGAUGCUGUUCAUUUUUGCCUUACCUGUGAUGCAAGUUAUUCUCUUCUGUUUGGCUAUCGGAGGAGAUCCCAAAGGACUCAAGUUAGCUAUCGUUAAUCACGAAAAGAAUUAUACUAAUUUGACCUAUCAGGAAUGUAAUUGGGAACGGAAAUGUUCAUUUUCUAAUUUAAGUUGUCGAUAUAUAGACGCAAUAAACUCAUCGACAAUAAUCAAACAAUAUUAUCGAACGCCGGAAGAAGCUAAAGAUGCCGUUAGGAUGGGGGAUGCGUGGGGAGCUUUAUACUUCACCGAGAACUUUACCGACGCUUUGGUAGCUAGAAUGGCUUUAGGAAAAGACGCCGAUGAGGAAACGUUGGACCAAAGCGAAGUCAGAGUCUGGUUGGACAUGUCUAAUCAACAAAUCGGCAUAAUUCUUCAAAGGGAUCUUCAAUUAUCAUUCCAAAAUUUCACGAAAGACAUAUUUAGAGAUUGUGAUUAUAAUGAACAAUUGGCAGAAAUACCGAUUUCGUUUAAGGAACCGAUCUACGGAUCGAAUCAACCAUCUUUUACAGAUUUCGUAGCACCCGGUGUUAUUUUAACAAUCGUUUUCUUUUUGGCUGUGGCGUUAACGUCGUCCGCUUUGAUUAUUGAAAGAAUGGAAGGAUUAUUGGAUAGAUCGUGGGUGGCAGGUGUAACUCCAGGCGAGAUACUCUUCUCUCACGUUAUAACACAAUUCGUUGUGAUGUGCGGACAAACGGCUCUAGUUUUAAUCUUUAUGAUUCUCGUGUUCCAAGUAGAAUGUAGGGGUGAUAUUAUAACUGUAGUUUUCAUUACUAUUCUUCAAGGACUAUGCGGAAUGUGUUUCGGUUUCGUAAUAUCCGCGAUAUGUGAACUCGAACGAAACGCAAUUCAAUUAGCUUUGGGUAGUUUUUAUCCAACUUUAUUACUUAGCGGCGUCAUAUGGCCGAUAGAAGGUAUGCCUACAAUUCUCAGAUACAUAUCCACUUUUCUACCUCUGACCUUAGCUACGACGUCGUUGAGGUCUAUGAUGACAAGAGGAUGGUCCAUAGUAGAACCCGACGUAUACUACGGAUUUAUCGCUACUAUAGUUUGGAUAAUCUUAUUUUUAACGAUUAGUUUAGUUGUAUUGAGAGCGAAGAGGGGUUGAAAACUGAUUAAAUUAAGUAGAAGUGACAAAUUUUAUUCAUCAGAUAAUUCGGUAAUGAAACAAAAUCACAAAAUGAUUUCAAAUUGUCCAUUUAUAACCAGUAAAACUCAAAUUUGAUCGGUUUCGAACGCUUUAUUUAUAUUAGCAACUUGCCUCUUGUUUAAAUGUUUUUAGGGUACCAUUUAGUUUUUAAUUUUUUGUAUUAUUUUUUACUUAAUGCACGUACCGUCUUACAAUAAAUAAAUUUAUACUGGUAUAACGAUAAAAAUACUGCUCAUAUAAUAUAAAAAUAGGAAAAUAAUUAUUUCUAAAUUAACCGAAAUGGCCAUUGCAAACAAGAAAUAUGGUAAGCAGCGAAAAAUCGGUACUUGAAUAUAAAUGUUAAGAAUCUAAUAUUUUCUGUCCGAGAUUCAGGUUGUUUUUAAACUGUUGACUAUUUUUUUUAAUAUCGAUGUAAGAUGUACGGUUUGCAUAGAUAAUACAUGUGCUCAAGUUUAAUUUACAUAUUUAAGUGGUAUUGUGAUGUAUGUUUUGUUAUAUAGUAGGUAUAAUAAAAUUUUACCCAAAAAAA
This is a messenger RNA of Diorhabda carinulata, 3397 nucleotides long. RefSeq names its product ABC transporter G family member 23 (gene snu). NCBI's taxonomy places the organism in Eukaryota, Metazoa, Arthropoda, Insecta, Coleoptera, Chrysomelidae. Bases 439 to 2826 code for a protein of 795 amino acids. The transcript has 11 exons. Gene Ontology annotation, molecular function: ABC-type transporter activity; ATP hydrolysis activity; ATP binding. Gene Ontology annotation, biological process: transmembrane transport. The record is from RefSeq and is a predicted model, not a curated record. Gene Ontology annotation, cellular component: ATP-binding cassette (ABC) transporter complex; membrane.